Messenger RNA from Coregonus sp. 'balchen', 37750 nucleotides. Lineage: Eukaryota; Metazoa; Chordata; Actinopteri; Salmoniformes; Salmonidae. The record is from the annotation of a GenBank genome assembly.
AGCUGCACGCGGAGCUCCAGCCCAGCUCCUCCUCCUCCUUCUCAACCCAGGAACUGAUGACCAGGCUGGGCUUCUUACUGGGAGAAGGGACCCCAGCCUCGCCUAGCAACCCCAUGGAGGACCGGAGGGAAAAGAAGGUAUGUGAAAUGAAAGAUGGUGGGAAGGAUGGGUAGAAGGAAGGAGUGAGAGUGACUGAGAAAGUCAGAUGUCAGAAAUAUGGAAAGGAGGCUCAUAUGUUUUCUUUUCAGAUGUGAAUGUGAAAAUGUUGUUUUUUGCAGAUGGUUGAAGUGAGGAAUUUUUGUAUGGUUUCUUUAAUUAGAUUUAAAGGCAAUGCUCUGUAUGAUAAUCAAGAUUGAGAGUUUGUUUUUGUUUAGAAGCUGCAAUUUUAGAAACUACAACUUUGAGGGCAAAUUACCAGUUGAAAAACUAAAUCCGAGGCACUCUUGAGUUAAUAUUUGAAAGCAUAUACUGUAAUGGCAUUUUCUUUAUGGAAUGUGUAUGUAAGGUGAUGUGAGUUGAAUAUCUUUUAAUCUUGAUGCAUUGGCUCGACAUAUGCUGUUGAGCCUGCAGGAGGUUUAUACACUGUGCUGUAUCAUUCUACCACCAUUAGAGCGUUGCCCCACUUUCCUAACCUCCUUCCUCCACCUGAGCUCCAGAUAUAGCCAGUUUUAGGGAGACAACGUGUCGGCUGUGAGCAGUGUACCGUGUCCUGGUUAAGAUAAAUGAUGGGGUGGUAAGGUGGGAGUAGCACUGAGCUGAUUCGUCUUUUCGUCAGAAACGCUGGUUGCUGGGGUGAGUGGAGACAUAUAGGAUCUAGGAAAUGUAGGGUUAGGGCGUUGUUGGAGACAUAUGUUGGAUACAUAUGUUGGAGACAUAUGAAGAAGGAUGCAGAUAUUGGGGUUUGGGGACAUUGGGAGGAGGAGGGGGACAUUGACUCACACACACACACACACACACACACACACACACACACACACACACACACUUAUAUACAAUGACCUAAAUAUCAUGCAUUAACCUGGGGACAGCUGGAAAGGGGGCCAACAGGGUCUAUACCUCUGAUAAUACUUGUCCAUAGAUAGAGCUUUAAAUAAAACACCUCUGUCUCUCUUUUCUCUGCACUCUUUCUCUCUUCUCUUGCCAACCUUUCUAUCCAUCUCUCCUCCCUUUCUACCUGACUGAUAUCUCCUACUCCCCCCUCUCCUCUUUCUCUCUCCCACUAGUGUAAUGUGUCUGGCCAGGCGGUGAGCCCGUGCUCCACAUUGACCUGCAGCACUACGUCUCCAUGCUCAGACAGCCCCUGCUCCACCCUGGGUAGUAGCAGUACCGGGGGGCCACCCCCCUGUCUCCCCAAUCCCAGCCCAGGUGGGACCCUCCUCAGCCCCAGUCCCUGCCAGAGCCCCAGCUCCACACUGGAGAGCCAGGAUAGUGGAAUCAUAGGUGAGUGGCUUAUAUACACCAUCAUCACAUUUUAGCAGACACUCUUAUCCAGAGCAACUUACAGUUAGUGAGUGCAUAUAUAUAUAUAUAUAUUUUAUUUUUUCAUACUGGCCCCCGUGGGAAUUGAACCCACAACCCUGGCGUUGCAAGCGCCAUGCUCUACCAACUGAGCUACACGGGGCCCAUAGUUGGAUCCAUUUAAAUUCAGAUAUUUUCUUCUCACCUCCUGAGAAAUAAUGGAUAAGUGCACACGAUUGAGAGAUCUAUAUGGGAGGAAAAAAACACCAUCUGAUCCUUCCAUUGGUCAUCAAUAUAUCUCAAUAAUAUAUCUCAUUGCUCACAUUGUCAAUAAUCCUGACUAAGAUAAGGGCCUCAGCACUGACUGAAGAAAUAGAGAUUGAUGAUAAUUGUUUCACCUUGCUUUGAGUUCUCAGUCAAGGCUUUCUAUCUCCCACCCCAACUCUCUCUCUCUUCUUGCCUGUGCCGCUUUAGUCUCGAGGCUUCAGUUCCCUCUUGACAAAACUGGGACGUUGCUGUCUUUGCUGCGUAUGGGUCUGGACUUUCUAAAAUAGGACACAUUUCUCCCUAAAUAGAGCUUUUAUUUAUAGGUAAAUACAAAAGGGCAAGGGGUGCACAGUACAAGCAUUUGAUUGUGAUGAUGUCGAUGUGUGACUGAUGACUCUCCCCUGUUGAUGUGAUUGAUGAUCUGCCUCUUACUCUUUAACUCAGGACAGUGUCACUGCCAAUAACGUACCAGACUGGAAAACUAAAGUGAACUGAAGCAGAGUUUGAUCUCAUCCUAAAUGACAACUAAUCCUAACUUGAUCUCAUCCCAAAGGCACUUAGUCAACAGUUAGGUUUUGUUGUUUGUAUUCACCUUACCCCUGUCUACUCCCUCUGUGCAUCAGCUACCAUCACCAGCUCUUCUGAGAAUGAGGAUCGCGGUGGCUCCACGCUGGAUCUGAGCAAAGACGGCAGCUGGAGGGGCGCUGGGCAGGGCGGGCACCGAGGCGACUCCUGCCCUCCUGUCGCCAAGGACGACCUGCCAGGGCCCAGCGAGGCCCCGCCCAGGUCUGAAAUCACCAUCGAAGGGGAACCCAAAACUCCACCCCCAGCCAAGAGGCCCCUCCCACAACGCCACACACACAGCACUUCUUCUCUGGUGAUGCCUCGCCCUAACUCUGUGGCAGGUGAGUGACCAUCUCAUGCCUCUGACUGGUGGUGUCUCAAUAGUCUCAGCUAGUCUCAUUUCCUUGUGUCCUUUCCACUAUGAUUACUGGCCUAGCAGUGCAUGAUAGAUGAAAGCAGUAUGUUGGAGAUCUAUCCAGUCCUUUUACCUUUUAGUGGUGAUGAGGGAAAGGAGAUGAGGAAAGGAGAUGAGGAAAGGAAGCCAUGAAGGACAAGUGAACAGCUCUACCUUGACCAGGUGUCUAGAACCAAUCGGUUUUGUGGUAAAGCUCUCUUUCCUCCAUUCAUUUGUGUAGCUAAAACAGCUGCAGCUGUAGCUUUUCUGACCAUGUGGUUUCUGUGAUGUGGGAGAGCCAUUAGACAGAGCUGCUUUCUGUCUAGUUUCUAUCAUUAGAUGAGGACGGAUACAGGAUUAAACCACUGGAGGAUGAAGACGGUGAAAGCUACCAGCUACAGUAUUCCAAGAGGAUUUACGUUGUUAUCCUACAUCUGUUUCUCCUCUGUGUUUGAGAGAACAAGAGACAACUUUUCCUUCGUUAGAUGUCACUCCAUUUGGAGAGCGGGGGAAACGGUCUCUCCAGGGAGUGGAUCCAGUGAAAUGCCUGACAGACUCUUCUACUGUUGUUGGGGAUGCUGCUCGAGAAUAACUUUAAUAACUUGAAAUGAGCAUGCAUAGUAUUAUUUGUUUAAAUAGACCUCACUUUGAGGUUGUGAUGGGAAAAAGAGAGAUGGGAGUAACACAGGACAUGUUUGGUUUCUUUCAAAGCCCAUGUUACUGUGCUGUUAUGGUCCAAGGAUAGAUGUUGUGUUAGUCCCACGUAUGCCUGCUGAUUUCAGUAUAGCUUGAGAGUUAAGUGGCACUGUGUAUGAAUAGAAUGUCAGUAUUCCUGUGGUGCCAUUGAAAGAGAGCAGACCCUCUCCACCUCCAGAAAGCACUUGCCAUUCAACUGCCACUAUAACUUUGGUCAUAGUGCUCUAAGAUUAUUAUUAUACCAACCAACAUGUAUUCGAGGUGGAAGAUUGUGGAAAAUUGUAGUGUAUCUCUGUAUCUCUCAGCUCAAUGGUUCUAACGAUGAACAAUAGCCUGGCCCAGCCUCCAACCACAUUCUCCAAGAUCCAGGUGUGACUCACCACUAGAUUGGACAUGAUGGGGGUGAUGUAGGGGUUGUAACAUGGUGUUCCAGUGGGUGAGGUGAAGUUUAGCGGCCAUACGGGUAAUUCCCUGGUCAACUUCCACGCCUGUCCUGUGAGCUGUGCAGUACGUGUCACAGAGCAGAGCAACGUGACAUUCCCCGUGUGAUUCCACUCUCAGGGGAUUAAAGGUCUCUUGUAAUGGCAGAUUACACUGUAGUACAGGAGGCUAGGCCGCGCACUAAGGAUUGAUAUACUGUAUAAGGUGUAGAGAUCAGUCUGGAAUGAAUGAAUGAAUGAAUGAAUGAAUGAAUGAGAGAGAGAGAGAGAGAGAGAGAGAGAGAAGGAAAGAGACAGAGAGAGGAGAGAGAGGAGAGAGAGGAGAGAGGAGAGAGAGAGAGAGAGAGAGAGAGAGAGAGAGAGAGAGAGGCGAGUGGACGGCCGCUGAGUUCGUAGUAUGGCUUGAUCAUGACAGCCAUAGUUCUUUGCCUUGCCACGCGGAACAAAAGGCGGUAUUAAAUACCUUUGAGAUGCUUCAAUCACAGCUUUACUACAAAUACGGUGAUUAACUUGAACUCCACCAUGCCCCUAUAAGCCUCAAGCCCAUCUAGCUCUGGUCCUAGCUACUAUACCACAGUUACUGCAGAUUCAUUGAACGCACAUGCACACACUUAUGUGCACACACACACACACAGACAGAACAUCUGUAUACAUCUAUCUACAGCCUCCCUAUCCAGAUAUUACUGUACUGCUAUAUCACAUCCAGACCCCUACAAGCAGAUCGUUUCCCAUAGGAAAUUACUGUAAUCUAGUUAGCUGCUUCUGCCAGGCUUGAAUUCAUAAGCCACUUCUAUUGGAUCUCCUCUCACUCACUCAUAGCAGAGAGAACUAGGCCUGGUGGAGCAGAGCAGAGAGAACUAGGCCUGGUGGAGCAGAGUAGAGAGAACUAGGCCUGGUGGAGCAGAGUAGAGAGAACUAGGCCUGGUGGAGCAGAGCAGAGAGAACUAGGCCUGGUGGAGCAGAGUAGAGAGAACUAGGCCUGGUGGAGCAGAGCAGAGAGAACUAGUGAAUUAGGAUGGAAGACAUCAUGUUCUACAGAGCAUACAUGGACCAGUGUGAAUGUCUCAUGUUGGUGAACAUGUUAAACGGGCUGGUCCUUACAAACACAACAUUCUGCUACAGAACAGGGGUAAUUGGAGCUGGUCUCUGGACCUGGCUAUGUUCCUGACCUGUAGUGAGCUGUUAAUAUCCCAGUGGUAAACACCCAUUUUACUGAGUUGUUGAAGAGUGAGCAAAUGAGAGAGAAAGAGAGAGAGGCAGAGAAAGUGAGUGUGUGCUGCAGCUGGCUCUCUGUGUGUGUCUUUGUGUUUUAUCCUUGAGUGUCUUUCUCCAGAAUAUUUGACGUCACAAAACAUAGGCAGCAUAAGGGAAGAACUACGACCGAAUUGUUUCCCAUUUUACUCAAGGAAAAUAGUCUUGAAUCGCUCUCCCUUAAGGCUGAAAUACACUACAGGACGCCGGGGUUAGCACCCCCUACUCUUAUGAUAAGUGCCAUGGGAUCUUUAGUGACCACAGAGAGUCAGGACACCUGUUUAACGUCCCAGCCGAAAGACGGCACCUUACACAGGGAAAUGUCCCCAAUCACUGCCCAGGGGGAUAUUUUUGGUAUGCUGUUGACCUAUGCAUUAUUUCUGUUCCGCUUUUUAAAAUAUUUUUUUUUUGCCCUCUCCCCUGGUUGGAGGACCUGGUGGAAAACCUAAAAAUUAUAUAUACUGUAUAUACAUAUAGCCUCCUCUCAUUUGUACUGGACUCCAAGUGCAUCGUCAAGUCAACCAAUCCCUCUAAUCUUAAUUCCAACCCUCAGAUGUCAACAGACUAGCCCAUCUUUCCCAGUAUAUUACCAUUUUACUAUUUCCUUCUGCAAUACAUCCUUGUAUUUUACUGUGAUGUCUUAUGAGGGUCUUGAACCUCUCUAUUUGUACAAUUUCUACCGAUAUUGUCCUAAAAAUAAAUACUUUAACUAAGAGUAUAAUCAUAUUUCCCAUUGAUUGAUCGUGGUUUUUCAGAUCUCCUAACAGUACUGUUUGUGGGUCCAUCUGAAAACAGACAUUAUGACAACAACAACCACUCCUGGACCUGACUCCAAAAGCGAGCCGCAGAUGGACAGUACCAAAAUAGAUAAUCUAUUGAUUUUGUUUCUUCGUUGCAGUCUGCACAGGGCUGACUGUUCAAUGCCCCAUAUAUUGAGCAUCAUUUUUGUGGCGAAAAUGUUAUAUAAUAGUUUAAAUUGAAAAGAACAGAUUGAUGCGUCGAAUGUUGUUUUGUAUAUCAGUUCAUAAACCCGAUGCCAUGUUAUUGGGACAUCAAAAAUCUCUUCCCAAUGAUCUUGAAUUUGAUGCAGUAUAGUUGUCAAACCUCUCGACUUUUAAGUGAAAGUGAUAUGAUUUAUACUAGUGAUUUUAAGCCAUGCAUGGUUUUUGAUUGGCGGCAGACAAACUAAUUCAUUCCUUUCUCUUUUGAGUAAUUGCCCCUUGCAUUUUUGUGGCAGAGCUGCGAUGAGUUGGUUAAACUUUUGUAUUGAGCAUACAUCUCCAUACACCUUUGUUAAUUGCUUGUGUGACAAAUUUUCAAAUCAAAUCAAAUCAAAUUGUAUUGGUCACAUGCGCCGAAUACAACAGGUGCAGACAUUACAGUGAAAUGCUUACUUACAGCCCUUAACCAACAGUGCAUUUAUUUUUAACAAAAAUAAAACAACAACAAAAAAAGUGUUGAGAAAAAAAAGAGCAGAAGUAAAAUAAAAUAACAGUAGGGAGGCUAUAUAUACAGGGGGGUACCGGUGCAGAGUCAAUGUGCGGGGGCACCGGCUAGUUGAGGUAGUUGAAGUAACAUGUACAUGUGGGUAGAGUUAAAGUGACUAUGCAUAAAUAAUUAACAGAGUAGCAGCAGCGUAAAAAGGAUGGGGUGGGGGAGCAGUGCAAAUAGUCCAGGUAGCCAUGAUUAGCUGUUCAGGAGUCUUAUGGCUUGGGGGUAGAAGCUGUUGAGAAGUCUUUUGGACCUAGACUUGGCACUCCGGUACCGCUUGCCGUGCGGUAGCAGAGAGAACAGUCUAUGACUAGGGUGGCUGGAGUCUUUGACAAUUUUGAGGGCCUUCCUCUGACACCGCCUGGUAUAGAGGUCCUGGAUGGCAGGAAGCUUGGCCCCAGUGAUGUACUGGGCCGUACGCACUACUCUCUGUAGUGCCUUGCGGUCGGAGGCCAAGCAGUUGCCAUACCAGGCGGUGAUGCAACCAGUCAGGAUGCUCUCGAUGGUGUAGCUGUAUAAUUUUUUGAGGAUCUGAGGACCCAUGCCAAAUCUUUUCAGUCUCCUGAGGGGGAAUAGGCUUUGUCGUGCCCUCUUCACGACUGUCUUGGUGUGUUUGGACCAUGAUAGUUCGUUGGUGAUGUGGACACCAAGGAACUUGAAGCUCUCAACCUGUUCCACUACAGCCCCGUCGAUGAGAAUGGGGGCGUGCUCAGUCCUCUUUUUUUCCCUGUAGUCCACAAUCAUCUCCUUUGUCUUGGUCACGUUGAGGGAGAGGUUGUUGUCCUGGUACCACACGGCCAGGUCUCUGACCUCCUCCCUAUAGGCCGUCUCAUCGUUGUCGGUGAUCAGGCCUACCACUGUUGUGUCGUCGGCAAACUUAAUGAUGGUGUUGGAGUCGUGCCUGGCCACGCAGUCAUGGGUGAACAGAGACUACAGGAGGGGACUGAGCACGCACCCCUGAGGGGCCCCCGUGUUGAGGAUCAGUGUGGCAGAUGUGUUGUUACCUACCCUUACCACCUGGGGGCGGCCCGUCAGGAAGUCCAGGAUCCAGUUGCAGAGGGAGGUGUUUAGUCCCAGGAUCCUUAGCUUAGUGAUGAGCUUAGAGGGCACUAUGGUGUUGAAUGCUGAGCUGUAGUCAAUGAAUAGCAUUCUCACGUAGGUGUUCCUCUUGUCCAGGUGGGAAAGGGCAGUGUGGAGUGCAAUAGAGAUUGCACUGUGGAUCUGUUGGGGCGGUAUGCAAAUUUAGUGGGUCUAGGGUUUCUGGGAUAAUGCUGUUGAUGUGAGCCAUGACCAGCCUUUCAAAGCACUUCAUGGCUACAGACGUCAGUGCUAUGGGUCGGUAGUCAUUUAGGCAGGUUAUCUUAGAGUCCUUGUGCACGGGGACUAUGGUGGUCUGCUUGAAACAUGUUGGUAUUACAGACUCAGUCAGGGACAUGUUGAAAAUGUCAGUGAAGACACUUGCCAGUUGGUCAGCACAUGCUCGGAGUACACGUCCUGGUAAUCCGUCUGGCCUUGUGAAUGUUGACCUGCUUAAAAGUCUUACUCACAUUGGCUACAGAGAGCGUGAUCACAUAGUCAUCCGGAACAGCUGGUGCUCUCAUGCAUGCUUCAGUGUUGCUUGCCUCGAAGCGAGCAUAGAAGUGGUUUAGCUCGUCUGGUAGGCUUGUGUCACUGGGCAGCUCGCGGCUGUGCUUCCCUUUGUAGUCUCUAAUAGUUUUCAAGCCCUGCCACAUCCGACGAGCGUCAGAGCCAGUGUAGUACGAUUCAAUCUUAGUCCUGUAUUGACUCUUUGCCUGUUUGAUGGUUCGUCGGAGGGCAUAGCGGGAUUUCUUAUAAGCGUCCGGGUUAGAGUCCCGUUCCUUGAAAGCGGCAGCUCUACCCUUUAGCUCAGUGCGGAUGUUUCCUGUAAUCCAUGGCUUCUGGUUGGGGUAUGUACGUACGGUCACUGUGGGGACGACAUCAUCGAUGCACUUAUUGAUGAAGCCAGUGACUGAUGUGGUGUACUCCUCAAUGCUGUCUGAAGAAUCCCGGAACAUGUUCCAGUCUGUGCUAGCAAAACAGUCCUGUAGCUUAGCAUCUGUGUCAUCUGACCACUUUUUUAUUAACCGAGUCACUGGUGCUUCCUGCUUUAGUUUUUGCUUAUAAGCAGGAAUCAGGAGGAUAGAGUUAUGGUCUAGAGUUUUUUUUCCUCUGGUUGCACAUUUAACAUGCUGGUAGAAAUUAGGUAGAACGGAUUUAAGUUUCCCUGCAUUAAAGUCCCCGGCCACUAGGCGCGCUGCCUCUGGAUGAGCAUUUUCCUGUUGAUUUAUGGCCUUGUACAACUCAUUCAGUGCAAUCUUAAUGCCAGCACUGGUUUGUGGUGGUAAGUAGACAGCUAUGAAAAAUAUAGAUGAAAAUUCUCUUGGUAAAUAGUGUGGUCUACAGCUUAUCAUAAGAUACUCUACCUCAGGCGAGCAAAACCUCGAGACUUCCUUAGUAUUUGAUUUUGUGCACCAGCUGUUGUUUACAAAUAUACACAGACCGCCACCCCUUGUCUUACCGGAGUCAGCCGUUCUAUCCUGCCGAUGUAGCGUAUAGCCCGCUAGCUGUAUGUUAUCCAUGUCGUCGUUCAGCCACGACUCGGUGAAACAUAAGAUAUUACAGUUUUUAAUGUCCCGUUGGUAGGAUAACCGUAAUCUUAGGUCAUCCAAUUUGUUCUCCAAUGAUUGAAGAUUGGCUAAUAGGAUUGAUGGAAGAGGCAGUUCACUCGCUCGCCGUCGGAUCCUUACAAGGCACCCCGAUCUACGUCCACGAUAUCUCAGUCUCUUCCUCACGCGAAUGACGGUGAUUUGGGCCUUGUCGGGUGUCUGUAUAAUAUCCUUCGCAGCCGCCUCGUUGAAGAAAAAAUCUUCGUCCAAUACGAGGUGAGUAAUCGCUGUCCUGAUAUCAAGAAACUCUUUUUGGUUAUAAGAGACGAUGGCAGAAACACUAUGUACAAAAUAAAUUACAAAUAACGCGGAAAAACACACAUAAUAGUACAAUUGGUUAGAGGGCUGUAAAACGGCAGCCAUCUUCUCCGGCGCUGUUUAGCUUAUUUAGCAAAUUUUAACUGUCCUUACUUUGUCAUUCAUAAACAUGACACCUUUCUUAUAAUUUUUUUCCAAUAGAAUUGUUCUUUCCUCUAUCACUACAUUGUAGUUUAGCCAUACUAUUUGCUGUAAUAUUUGUUCAGCCUCUUCUGGAGGAUGAAAUUGGAAUUGUAGCCAACUCUGUAAGGCUUCAUUUAGAAAGGAUGAUGCUUUAAACAGGUUUACAUUGUCAAUCCACCGGAAAAGGUUGGUUUUAAUCUGCAUAACGGCAAAGAGACCCCUUUUGAACAUUGGGUGUGCUUCUCUUAGUAGCCUGCUGGAAAACCAGUUUGGAUUUAGAUAUCAUUUCGGUAUAAUGGAGGUUUUAAGUGAGAGGUUUAAUUUCUUAAUAUUUAAUAGUUUUAACCCUCCAGACUUAUGUUCGUUAUAUAAAUAUGCCUGUUUAACUUGGUCUGGUUUGCCAUUAAGGACUAAAUUAUUAUUUUUUUCUCACGAGUCAGCUUUUAUUCUCCUGGAGUCGAUAGAGCCAUGAAUAGAUACGUAAACUGCAAUAUCAAUAGGGAAUUAAUCAAGAGUAAUUUUCCCGUAGAUGGACAGGUGUUUCCCUUGCCACGGUUUCAAGAUCCUAUCUAUUUUCUAUCAAAGUUAAUAGUUGCAAGAUCGUUUGACUUUUCCGGGAAAUGUUCACUUGUCAUAGUUGGGUUUUAGGCCAGAGAAACUGGAGAAAUUAUCCAGGUCCUCAAUAAGGUACUUGAAUCAAUCAUCAUUGAUACUUUUGUCUCUAAACCAUUCAUUUUUAGCCCCUUAAUGUUAUCAUUGGAUUGAUAACAAUAAACAGGUAUGGUGAUAGAGGGCAACCUUGUUUUACAACUCUUGACAGCUCAGCAUUUUCAGAGAAGUAACCAUUAUUUAUAUUUUACAUAAAGGGUUGUUGUACAUGAUGUUUACCGAUCUUAUGAGAGAUUCUCGAAAGUUGAAAGAAAUCUAGGCACUUAUACACUGAUUCUAGAUGUACUGUAUCGAAGGCUUUCUUAAAAUCUGCUAUAAAGAUUAUACCUGGUUUCCCUGUAUUCUCAUAGUUUUCAAUAAUUUCUAGUAGUUGUCUAAUGUUAUCUCCUAUAUAUCUUCCUUUUAAGAAUCCCGUCUGAUUGUGAUGAAUAAUGUCCGGUAGGGCCUUUUUAAUUCUAUGAGCAUUACAUUUGGCCAAUAUUUUUGCAUCGCAACAUUGAAGGGACUGAGAUACUGGGUCUUUGUACUGCCCCCUGGCUCCUGCUUCAGUAGGAGAGAGAUCAGUCCCUCUUUUUGUGUGUCCGAUAGUUUGCCAUUUACAGUAUAUACAAGUAAUACAAAAAUGAUAGUAAUGGAUCUUUCAGUAGUUCAUAAAAAGUUUGAUAUAUCUCUAUUGGAAUGCCAUCGAGGCCAGGGGUUUUCCCCGUCUGAAAGGAAUCAAUCGCCAACCGUAGUUCGUCCUGUGUAAUUAGGCCAUCAUAAGAGUUUUUACGUGUCACAGAUAGUUUAACAUUAUUUUUUGGGACAAGGAUUUCACAAAACUCAUCGUCAAUUGAGUUUGGAAGAACUUGACAAGAACAUUUGUUUAAAAUAUUUUACUUCUUCAUUUAAAAAUCUCCUUUGGUGAGAUAAGGAUUUCUCCAUUGUUUGUAACUAUUUUCUGUAGGUUAUUUUUGGUUGUGUUUCUAUGUUGAAGGUUUAAGAAAAACUUUCUCUGUUCUCCAUCCAAUUUGCUCAGGUUUUUUUUAAAUAAAUGAAGCCCGAUCUUUCCUAAAUAAGUUUCUCCUUUUGUUUUGCAUCUAGAUUAUUCAGUGCUUCAGUAGUACAUUUAUCAUCAUCAUUGAUGUGUAAUGUAAGUUUUUCUAUUUCUGAUGUAAGUUGUGUCUCCACUGACCCAAACCAUUUUAGUUUUGGGGCUGAAAACUGAAUUGAGUGGCCUCUAAACAUUUAGGGCCUCCCGAGUGGCGCAGUGGUCCCCUGUAGCUCAGUUGGUAGAGCAUGGCGCUUGCAACGCCAAAGUUGUGGGUUUGUUUCCCACGGGGGGCCAGUAUGAAAAUGUAUGCACUCACUAACUGUAAGUCGCUCUAGAUAAGAGCGUCUCCUAAAUGACAAAAAAUAAAAAAAUGUCUAAGGUACUGCAUCGCAGUGCUAGCUGUGCCACUAGAGAUCCUGGUUCGAUUCCAGGCUCUGUAACAGCCGGCCGCGACCAGGAGACCCAUGAGGUGGCGCACAAUUGGCCCAGCGCCGCCCAGGGUAGGGGAGGGUUUGGCUGGCAGGGAUGUCCUUGUCCCAUCGCGCACUAGCGACAAAUGUGGCGGGUCGGGCGCAGUGCAUGCUGACUCAGUCGCCAGGUGUACAGCGUUUCCUCCGGCACAUUGGUGCGGCUGGCUUCCGGGUUAAGCGGGCACCGUGUCAAGAAGCAGUGCGGCUAGGUUGGGUCGUGUUUCGGAGGACGCACGACUCUCGACCUUCGCCUCUCCCAUGUCUGUACGGGAGUUGUAGCGAUGGGACAAGACUGUAACUACCAAUUGGAUACCACAAAAGGGGGCUAAUUUUUACAAAAAUAAAAGCACAUUUAAAGGCAUACGAUAAGUGGGUCCGCUGAACAUGUAUUGUGCCUGAAGAAAUCUGUUAUGAAUUCCUUCAUUUUUGUUAAGAAAGUACUAUCUGUCAAUAAACCCUGGUUCAAUUUCCAAUAUCCCUGUCCUCGUGGAAAGUCUGUCAUAAUUACCUGGAGGGAUAUAAGUUGAUGGUCUGAUCGCAUUCGAUCCUCAAUCAAUAUUUUAUUCACUUUGGGCUCCAUAGAAAAGGAUACCAGAAAAUAAUCAAUCCGGCUAGCUUGAUUAAGCCUCCUCCAAGUAUAUUUUACAAGGUCAGGGUUUUUAAGCUUCCAAAUAUCAGUCAAUUCCAACGUCCAUAAUAUUUGUGAUCUCUUUGCGUGCCAGAGGGUGAUAGUUGGUAGUAUGAUUGCCUUUACGGUGUAUUGAUGUACAUAAAACUGUAUUGUAGUCCCCUAACAUUAUAAUAUAAUUAUUUGUAUCUUGGAGACUAAUUAGAUUAUUAUACAUUUUCUCAAAAAAGUUUGGAUCGUCAUUAUUCGGUCCAUAUAGAUUUAUGAGCCACAUCUGUUUAUCAUCAAGUGGUAUAUUCAAAGCAAUCCAUCUUCCUUGAGGAUCCAUUUUAACGGCUUGCACCUCAAGAUCUAGAUUGUUUUUCAGUAGGAUCAUAACACCUUUUGAAUUCCUUAGCCCAUGACAGAAAUAGAUUUGACCAUACCACUCUUUUAUCCCAGGCCACUUCAUCAGAAGAUAUUGAAUGAGUUUCCUGUAAACAAUAAAAAUGGUAAUUCUUCUCCUUUAGCCAUGUGAGAACUGCUCUUAUUUUCCUAUUAUCAGCCAAACCAUUAGAAAUAUAGUUAGCUGUAAUUCAAUUAAUCAAUUACCAUGAUGGGUUACAUUAUGAGAUACUUAUCACUAUCCUUACCACUUUUUUGAAAUACAUGUAUUUAUCCAUACUUACCAGUACCACCAGAAUCAAUACCUGUCCAUUAUCCACGUAGCUGUACCAUGAUAGAUGCACUGCUAAACAUACUGUAGCUCCAACAGACUAAGUAGACCUCCAGUUGUCCUCCAAUUUCCCUCCCGAAAAUAACUCCCCCCAUCCCAGGUAGGGAUGUCGUCCCUGUGACUGGCAGACCACCCCCGUACACAUGGAUCCUAGGACCCCUAAGCAGUUUGGACCGGUCCCUUGAAAAGAGCACAAAGUGCCACUUACAACCAGUUUAGCAGCACUAAGCAGUUCUAACCCUUUGCCUCAGUUGUACUAUAUCACUUUUGUGUUUGUGUUCAUUUUUUUCAGAAUACCUUAAUUCCUUUCACAUUAGACGGAUAGUAUGCGUAAUAAUGUAGGCACUUCCUCCAAAACGAUAGCUACCUUUGACAAAGCAACCGGCAGUAGAAAAUCGACAUUUAGCAAAACAGAUAUUAUUUUAUGUUAUAGCUUAAGAUUCCAUCCUCCCUAAUAACACCACCCUAUAGCCACGAUUGUGGGAUGCACACACACACACACACACACACACACACACACACACACACAAGCAUCACCUCAAGCUCAUGCACACUCAAAAGUAAACUUGCUAAGUAAAUGACCUAGUAAUCGGUAUAGUACAUACACUUGGCAACACCUCCAUGGCCAGUAAAAAAAAAUCGGGCCAUUUGGUGGUCAGGUUUGCGUAUGUGUAGAGCUAGUAAGGAAAUCAACAUGGCAACCGAGGAACCAUAAUGCACAUACAAGGAGCACAGCAUCUGUGCGUGCGGACUACUGAUGUGAGGGAGAGCGCGAAGAUGAGGAGGACCGGAGGUCAACUUUGAUAGCUUGCUACUGCUAUAAUUGAUUUAAUGAAAAACAAAAUGUUUCCGUUGCCCAUGAUUAAGCUGAUUAAGCUACUGUAUUUAUCAGAGUUAUUGACUUCACAAUAAGCUAGAUUCGAGUAACUUUCAUAACUUACAUAAUUUACAUUACAUUACAUUGAAGCGGCAGCCGCGGCACAAUCAAUCGGAGAUGGACAGCGCAUGGGUGCUGAAAGUAGGCUAAUUCGAGAAAAACUAAUUAAUUUAAAGUCUUCAUUUUAAUUCGACUUUACUAAAAACAAGAGGGCUUUGUGUUGAAAACCUAUUUCUUCCUAUUUAAGAAAUAAGAGGUAGGCCUACCUGUUUGACAGACUAAAUUAAGACUUAAAUAUCUCUGUGUCAGUGAAGGGCUUGGUGUGUUAAGUUAAAACCAGGGCUUGAAUUGAGGGUUUAUGUUAUAACUUUGGUGCCAUUGUGAUGAACUUGUGAGGUAGUUGAAGAAACCUUUAUAGUUCUGAGUAGCUGAUUGGCUGACGGUGAGACAUGCCUCGCAUCUGCUCUUAGCACUGCUCACGCUUGGCUAUAAUGGCCGAUUUGAGGCAUGUCUCACCGUCAGACAAUCAGCUACUUAGAACUAUAAAGGAUCUCUUCAACUACCUCACUUAAGUGCCCAUGAGAGCAAUCAACCUCAAAUCGGAUGUGUGCUUACAAUUUACUGGCUGCAGCGUUACGUUUUACUCUGGGUUUGCUCCGAUUUCCUCCGAUUUUGAAAAAUGUGCCGGGAGCUGAUCGGGAGGCCAUAGAUCGGGUUAAAAACGUGUAGUGUCCGCCCGGCAUUAGCUUGAGAUUGGAGAACAGUAUGUUGAAAUGGAGACCGAGCUCCAUAGUUACACUGUUUGGCCAAAAAGGGCUUUGUUCAUUUUAUUCCCAAAUGUUUAAGAUGUUCUACCUUGAAGGCAAAAUGAAAGAAACAACUCUCUAUAAAAGCUCUCUUUCCUGCUUUCCCUCAUUCUUUAUUUUCUACUUCUCUACUUCUCUUCUCCUUCCUUCUGUCUCUCAUGUCUUCCCCUGCAGCCACUAGUUCCACUAAGCUGGAGGAUCUGAGCUACCUGGAUGAUCAACGGAGUGCUCCCCAGCGAAGCUCCAUCAAACAGCCCUGGAACAGCACAGGGGGAAGGGACACCAAAGGUAUGGUACUGUUUGUGUUUCUGUGUGUGUGUGGGGGGGUUGGGUUUGUUGUAUUUGUGUGUGUGUGUAUGCGUGCAUGCAGGCAUUUAUGCAGGUGUGUGUGUGUGCAGGGCCGGCACUAGCCUCCCCACCUCACAGGCAAAACCUUUUAGUGGCCCCCCUCUUGACGGAGGAGUUUUAAAUUAUAUUUUCUGCAAUUCUACACAUUUUACCAUGGUGCGGAGAAAAUUAUGUGGUAUUUUAUAACUCAUUUCAUUCAAUUCUACUCGUUUUGCCAUGGGGCGGAUUGAAAAAUGUGCAAUUUUACAGCCAAUUUCCUAAAAUUCUACACAUUUUGCCAUGACUUAUGCCGUGUUAAUAUGAUACACUACAUGACCAAAAGUAUGUGGACACCUGCUCGUUGUCAUUCCAAAAUCAUGGGUAUUAAAAUGCUGCUAUAACAGCCUCCACUCUUCUGGGAAGGCUUUCCACUAGAUGUUUGAACAUUGCUGUGGUGACUUGCUUCCAUUCAGUUACAAGAGCAUUAGUGAGGUUGGGCACUGAGGUUGGGCGAUUAGGCCUGGCUCGCAGUCGGCGUUCCAAUUCAUUCCAAAGGUGUAGUCCCGUGUAGCUCAGUUGGUAGAGCAUGCGCUUGCAACGCCAGGGUUGUGGGUUCGAUUCCCACAGGGGACCAGUAUGAAAAUGUAUGCACUCACUAACUGUAAGUCACUCUGGAUAAGAGCGUUUGCUAAAUGACUAAAAUGUAAAUGUGUUCAGUGGGGUUGAGGUCAGGGCUCUGUGCAGGCCAAUCAAGUUCUUCCACACCGAUCUCGACAAAACCUUUCUGUUUGGACCUCGCUUUGUGCACGGGGGCAUUGUCAUGCUGAAACAGGAAAGGGCCUUCCCCAAAAUGUUGCCACAAAGUUGGAAGCACAUAAUUGUCUAGAAUGGAAUUGUAUGCUGUAGUGUUAACAUUUGCCUUCACUAGAACUAAGGGGCCUAGCUCGAAACCAUGAAAAACAGCCCCAGACCAUUAUUCCUCCUCCACCAAACUUUACAGUUGGCACUAUGCAUUCGGUCAGGUAGCGUUCACCUGGCAUCCGCCAAACCCAGAUUCGUCCAUCGGACUGCCAGAUGCUGAAGUGUGAUUCAUCACUCCAGAGAACACGUUUCCACUCCUCAAGAGUCCAAUAGCGGCGAUCUUUACACCACUCCAGCCGAUGCUUGGCAUUGCGCAUGGGAUCUUAGGGCUUGUGUGUGGCUGCUCGGCCAUGGAAACCCAUUUCAUGAAGCUCCCGACAAAUAGUUAUUGUGCUGUCAUUGCUUCCAGAGGCAGUUUGGAACUCGGUAGUGAGUGUUGCAACCGAGGACAGACGAUUUGUAUGCGCUAUGCACUUCAGCACUCGGCGGCCCCGUUCUGUGAGCUUGUGUGGCCUACCACUUCGCGGCUGAGCCGUUGUUGCUCCUAGACAUUUCCACUUCAUAAUAACAGCACUUACAGUUGACCGGGGCAGCUCUAGCAGGGCAGAAAUUUGAUGAACUGACUUGUUGGAAAGGUGGCAUCCUAUGACGGUGCCAAGUUGAAAUUCACUGAACUCUUCGGUAAGGCCAUUCUACUGCCAAUGUUUGUCUAUGGAGAUUGCAUGGCUGUGUGCUUGAUUUUAUACACCUGUCAGCAACGGGUGUGGCUGAAAUAGCCGAAUCUACUAAUUUGAAGGGGUGUCCAUGUAUAUAUAGUGUAUCUGAGUGAGCGUGACUAAUAAAAUCAAUGGGGGCCCACUGGAGGUCAGGGACCUUCGUGCCCUUCGUACCCGGUCGGUAAUUCGGUCAUGAUUACUACAGGUUUAGAUAGCUGGGUAGACUACCUUACCAAUCUACAAAUGUUUAGCUGACAUGGCCUAAUUAAGUGACUGUCAGUGACUGACAUAACAAGAGGAAAACUGCUGAUGCACAACCAAAUUUCGAAAUUUCACCUUGUGUAUUCUACUAUUCUAACUAACGCUUGAUACGAAACCGAUUAACUAGCCUGCUAAUAUUGUUGCACUCGCUAAGUCUAGGGGUCCUAGGCCUAGUUGCAUGGUCUGUAACCUGAAUGAAUGUGUGCAUUUUUGUGAGAAAUCAGCGUUUGAGGACCGUGUUGGAUACACGUGCCCAGGGAGACAGGAACCUUACCUUAGGUCCAGGGCUAGCUCAGUGUUGACUCCUUUGGGUCGACAAGCCCAAGCGGAUUAUUAUGUUCAGAUGGGGACAGGAACAAAUAUAUACAAAAAGGAAAACUACAAACAGGCAUGCCUAAGCUAAAGAUUCAAAACCAAAUGAAAGGCCUCAUGGCCACCAAACCAACAAGCAGCCUCACGGCUCUCCAAACUGGCACUCUGACUGACGAUCCUCUUAUUGGCAGCACCUGAUGUGCUUAUCAAAGCUCAGCAUCUAGACCCGGUUACUGCCACCUGGGGGAUGGAGUGUGGAAGUGUAUCCUGGAUAUUAUGUCCUAACACUAACCUUCACCCCAUAUCAUAACACGCUCAACAGUAAGUUGAGACCCUGACUGAGACCCUGCCUUCGUGCAUGCAAUUAUUGUGUUACAACACAAUACACAACUAUAUUAUUGUUGGAUACCACAAUACUCUUUAAAAUGAAGAGAAAGUCAUGUUAGUAACCCCCGUGUUCUCUCUUUUCUCUUUGUCCAGCGCGCUUCGCUCCCUUCAAGUCAGGCGACAUCAUGCUGAAGCCGUUGUUGUUUGAGGUUCCCGCAGUCUCCACGGAUGCACCUUUCCAAGGCCGUGAUUGGCUGUUCCAGCGGCUAGAGGAGGUCCUAAGGAAGAGUGACACCUGCGAGGGCCGUGGGGCCGUUAUCGUCGGCGAUGUGGGCUUCGGCAAGACGGCCAUCGUCUCGCGACUGGUGGCUCUCAGCUGUCAUGGGGGCCACAUGCAACAGGUCCCCACCCAGAGCCCCUGCACCUCCCCCAAAAGUAAGAGGCAAACUUCCCUUCUCUGGAGGUACUUUGUUUGAAAUUAUAAAUAGGAUGAACCUCUUGAGAUGCAACAGCACUUUUUUGAGGAAGCUGCCAGUUCCCUGUGCCCCAGAAGGGAAGGACGAAUGGGUUCCCUUCAGCGAAGGGUGAUUUAAACGUUUACAUUUUUCAUUAUGAGUUUAACCAUUUUCUAAUAGGCAAGCCAACCCGUCUACCUUGAGAUCAGUCAUACUUUUUCAGAGCCGUCACUCUCAAGUAUCAGGGUUCAUCAGAUAUUUUGGUCCUAGCGGAUGAGCCACAGGAAUAAAACCUUUGAAAGCUCUGUCCCUGAAAGCUAUGACUGAUUGUGUGGUGAUUGAUGUUACACAAACGCAAGCAUUGCUACGUCAGUAGCUAGGUACAGUACCGCACUUUUCUCCCACCAUCAAUGAUCGUGAAUGCAUACUGCGUAUAAUUUUCUCGGUCCCCAUCCAGCAAAUUGAUACAGUGCACCAUACGGCACGGCAGUAAUGACAUGAAGUAAUGACAUCAUUUAGGUUAAGAGUAGGAAUCUGCUUUGACCUAGUUAUAAUGCAUUAUGAUAAAUGCCUGACGGAGACUGAAGUGAUUUGCCAUUGUGACUCAGGGCUUUAUUGAAUUAGCAUUGUUUACUGGAGGUAUGUUUGGACCCAUUAUGGAAACCAGCCCACAAUGAUGCUUUUAACAUGCUCUCACGUAGUCACAGCACAAGAAAAAUAUGAUUUUUUUCUAGUCAGGAGUGCUGGUCCUGAUAGGGCGAUACGUUUUCAAAAAAAUAUCUAAUUGAAUGAUUGUUAUUCUCCUCGAACUUCUCAUGAAAAAGAAGUGACAGUCCACGUGUCACCUUGCUGUGUCCGUCUUGCAGGUGGGGAUAGGGGGACAGACGGAGCCUCCAAACAGCCGCCCCAGUCCAGCACCCCUAUCACAGACCCCCAGCCCAGCCAAACAACCUGCCCCGGGACACCAGAGGCACACAGACACAGAGACGAGGCUGUCAAACGCCUGGCCAGCAAGGUACGAUGAGCUACACACACGUCUGCACGCACCCUUGAACGCACACACACACACACACACACACACACACACACACACACCCCCCCCCCCCCCCCACACACACACACAUACACACACACACACAUACACACAUACACACACACACACAUACACAUACACACACACACCCCCCCCCCCCCCACACACACACACACACACACACACACACACAAAACUAAUAAAUACAGGUACCUUAAAGCAUGUUUAAGGCCCUUAGGAGACGCAUUGCUGUUUUUGUCUUAUUCUACAGUAUUAAACUUACCACAUGUUAUUGAUAACUAGCAAAGUGGUUUACUGACUUUGGGUGUCAGAGACCCGAAAAAUAUGUCACUUUACUCAUCCAGAGCUAAUGUUGCUACUUAUCCAUAGGAUAUAGUGGAUUUGUCAUUUUAAGGAACUAUCGCUUUAACAAAUGUGUGAUGAACAUGAAUUAAUAUAUUUGAUGAUGUGAUUAGAAAGGAGGAAGGGUGUUUGUUCUCUUAACUUAAUCAUUCAAUGUCGGUACUUUUCUAUUGAAAUGUAAAUAAUUGUAACAUUCUGUGCCAGAUAGAACCUUUCAGAUUGACAUUUCAGAGCCAUAAGGUUCUAUAUGUGAUUGCACCCCCCUAAAAACUGAUUUACGAAUGUCUUAGUAUUUUGAAACUCUGCACUUUAGGUACCUUUAAGGUGAGGACCUUAAUGGGUUAUGAAAGAAGAAUUCACUACAAAACACUUCUGAGAUCUGGGAUGUGAAAACAUUAAUGCUCAAUAUCUCAGAACUCUGCUUUGCGCAGAUAGAACUUUAUAGCCCCAUGGUCUCGUAGUCUUGUUUCUUGAAUCACUGCCAAUAGACCACCUCCUAAUUCCUCUAUAAUUGGUCUCAGAGAUGAAGAGAUGGAGAUAAUUGCAGCUUCACCUAGUAGUAUUAAGAGGGAGGGUUUAGUUGGACAAAUUGGGUUCCAAGGCAACUGGAGGAGGUUUCUGACUGACUGUGUUUGGCAUCCAUCUGUUUGUGGAGGUUUUGCCCUUUUGAUGAGUUCCUGAAUUAAAGAUGACCGCUGGGUGUAUGGAUACUUCUCCAUCCUCAACUAAAUUAACAAGAUGGUUCUGUUAGCUGUAUGUUCAUCUCAUUACUGAUAUGGUGAAUCAUUAAAAAGUAUGACUGCUGUGAGUAGUAUUACCUUUUAUGGUUACCGCAGUUGAUCAUGUCCUUUUGGUUGCAGAUUCCACAUCAGACCCUCGAGUUCCGAAGACCGCAGUCCUGUCGGUUUUUGUUUCUUAGGAAGAGUGUGUUUACUCUUGACAUCUCUGCCCUGUUGCGUCAAGUGGAUCCGUCAUGGCUGCUUGAUUAGCCAAUCUGUUAAUUAGCAACUCAUCGCAGACACUUUAGCCUCAUGUAGAGAAACAAAUGCUGAUUUGUGAGAUGGAGAUAUUCAAAGUUGGUUGAGGGUUUACUUCUCUGGAAAGUUCAAGACACUCAUUGCGUUCAAAACGGGUUGAAAAAGCAUUAUUGAAGUGCUCAGUUAGGGGGGGCCUCUCUCUCUCUCUCUCUCUCUCUCUCUCUCUCUCUCUCUCUCUCUCUCUCUCUCUCUCAAUUCAAUUUCAAUUUCAAUUUAAGGGCUUUAUUGCCAUGGGAAACGUGUGUUAACAUUGCCAAAGCAAGUGAAGUAGAUAGUAAACAAAAGUGAAAUAAACAAUAAAUAUUAACAGUAAACAUUACACUCAGAAGUUUCAAAAGAAUAAAGACAUUUCAAAUGUCAUAGUAUGUAUAUAUACAGUGUUGUAACAAUGUGCAAAUAGUUAAAGUACAAAUGGGAAAAUAAAUAAACAUAAAUAUGGGUUGUAUUUACAAUGGUGUUUGUUCUUCACUGGUUGCCCUUUUCUUGUGGCAACAGGUCACAAAUCUUGCAGCUGUGAUGGCACACUGUGGUUUUUCACCCAGUAGAUAAGGGAGUUUAUCAAAAUUGGGUUUGUUUUCGAAUUCUUUGUGGAUCGCUGUAAUCUGAGGGAAAUAUGUGUCUCUAAUAUGGUCAUACAUUUGGCAGGAGGUUAGGAAGUGCAGCUCAGUUUCCACCUCAUUUUGUGGGCAGUGUGCACAUAGCCUGUCUUCUCUUGAGAGCCAGGUCUGCCUACGGCGGCCUUUCUCAAUAGCAAGGCUAUGCUCACUGAGUCUGUAAAUAGUCAAAGCUUUCCUUAAGUUUGGGUCAGUCACAGUGGUCAGGUAUUCUGCCACUGUGUACUCUCUGUUUAGGGCCAAAUAGCAUUCUAGUUUGCUCUGUUUUUUUGUUUGUUCUUUCCAAUGUGUCAAGUAAUUCUCUUUUUGUUUUCUCAUGAUUUGGUUGGGUCUAGUUGUGUUGUUGUUGUUGUUGUCCUGGGGCUGUGUGGGGUCUGUUUGUGUUUGUGAACAGAGCCCCAGGACAAGCUUACUUAGGGGACUCUUCUCCAAGUUCAUAUCUCUGUAGGUGAUGGCUUUGUUAUGGAAGGUUUGGGAAUCGCUUCCUUUUAAGUGGUUAUAGAAUUUAACGGCUCUUUUCUGGAUUUUGAUAAUUAGCAGAUAUUGGCCUAAUUCUCUCUCUCUAUUGGCCUAAUUCUCUCUCUCUCUCUCUCUCUCUCUCUCUCUCUCUCUCUCUCUCUCUCUCUCUCUCUCUCUCUCUCUCUCUCUCUCUCUCUCUCUCUCUCUCUCUCUCUCUCUCUCUCUCUCUCUCUCUCUCUCUCUCUCUCUCCAGGUGGUGGCCUACCACUUCUGCCAGGCUGACAACACCUACACCUGCCUGGUCCCAGAGUUUGUCCACAGUGUCGCCGCCCUGCUGUCCAGAGCACCACAGCUCAGCGGCUACAGGGAGCUACUGCUAAAGGAACAUCAUAUACAGAGCAUGCUCAGUCUGCGCUCCUGUGUCCAGGACCCCAUCGCUGCCUUCCGCAGGGGAGUCCUGGAGCCCCUCGUCAACCUGCGCAAGGGUAGCUACUAACUUACUCCUGCAGCCUCCAUGUUCUCACCCAUGCUUCAAAACCCCCCACCCCCUUCAUCAACUUUUGUAUGUGUAACACCUGCAGCUCCUACCCCCCCUCCUCCCCCUACAGUUAGCCAAAUUGCCAUGUGCCCCCUGAAACAGUUGAUUAGGACUCCCUGGUGGGCUCCUAGAUCAUUUUGGGAUAACAAGGUCACUGAUUAAAAACGCUACAGACCGUGACACAAUUUGAACUUAAAAAACAACAUAACUUCAAACGACAACCUUUUUCUCUGUGCCAGUAUCCAUAUCAAUCAAUAUCCCUAAGGUUGCAUUUACACAGGCAGCCCAAUUUUGAUAUUUUGCCCAUUUGUUUGAAAAAUAGCUGAUCUGAUUAGUCAAAAGACCAAUUAGUAAAACAAAACAAAAUCUGAAAAUGCAGUAUUUUAGCAAUGAUCAGCAUUAUAAGGCUGCUUAUACACAGGCAGCCAAAUUCUGAUAUUUUUCCACUAAUGAGUCUAUGGACCAAUCAGAUCAGUACUUUUGCCAAUAAUUGGGCAAAAGAUCAGAAUUGGGCUGCCUGUGUAAACGCAGACUCAGUGCUUUAAUCCAAUGUAUUAUUCUUACUGUAUAGGGAAAAACAAGAGGGCAGGACUUGCAAGGUCAUAACAGCAAAGGCCAUAUCAACGUAAUAGACCAUCUCUGGUAAAAGCCAGUGUGUCUCAGUCUAUCUCAUGAUAGAGUAGCCAGUCAGCCUAAUCAAUAGGUUGUUAGUUCAGUAGCCUCCACCACUGGCUCGUUAUAGAGGAAUCAACAUGUCCUCCGUCUUUAUGAUGUGGAUUAGUAGAGAUGGGGAUGACUGUGGCAGAGUGUAUGAGAGUGAUGUAAGAGCCACACAGCCAGGAACGGCUGUAUUGGGCUGUAUCGACCCGCUCAGGUAGACUGGAACAGGAUAGAUAUGCCUCUGUGAUCACCCCUCUCCUGUCUUAUUAAAAGUAAUGGUUGCUAUGAUGAGGGCCCAUACAGGAGACUGAGGAGAGGUGACUGGUGUUCUCACCCUCCAUCUGAGGUCCCUCUGUGACAUGACUCAUUAUGUAUAAAAGGGGAAAGGGGAAUGGAAGCAGGGCUCUGGUCUAAAGUAGGGCACUACAUAGGGAAUAGGGUACCAUUUUGGACGGACCCAAGGUUAGAUAUUCCAGAGCCUGCACACGUCGAUCUCUUACCUCCUGCCUGCACUGUGGUUUUUCAGCUGAUAUUCUCAUUGAGUACCACAACCAACUCCCCUUUCUUAUUUUCUGACAUUAAGGGUGGCAUUUUGACAAUGCAACAAAAAACAAUUGCCAUUGUGGAAUUCAACCAUAUCAAUUCAAACAGUUGCUGCGGCAUGUACAGUAUUUCGAAAUAAGUUUGGAACGCAAAAGUUAUGUGCGUUACAUUUGCAUUCUAAACCUACUUAAAUUAUUGCCACAUCUUAUGUACUUGUUCUCUCUCUCGCUCUCUCCUCUCCCAUCUUCCCCCUUUCUCCCUCUCCACCACCCUUCUGUUCUCCUGUGUAGAAAGCAAGAUCCCGGAAGAAGACUUCAUCCUCCUGGUCGAUGGUCUGAACGAGGCAGAGUUCCACAAGCCGGACUACGGAGACACCAUCGCCUCCUUCAUCACCAAGAUCAUCUCCAAGUUCCCCUCCUGGCUCAAACUGUUGGUCACUGUCAGGACCUGCCUGCUGGUGAGGAGAGGACAGUCACAAAGCAAAGAUAAACUAUCGUAACCAGUGUAUGUGAGUGAUGCAUUGCCUCCAGGCUUUUGUGGUACAGUACAGUCUGUUAGUCUCUUGUUUGUGCACCGUAGGAGCUAUGGUUCGAGUCUCUGAUUCAGGUCUCACUUUCUCCUGCUACACUUUAACUAAAAGAAGCUUAGUAAAUCUGGAUUUACCCAUAGUUCUCUGGCCUUCAUUUGUGUGUCUCAUACAGUAUUGCUUUGCUGGUCUGUCCCAGAGGUACAGUAGCUCAGUCUAGCUGGUCAGCUUACUCCACCAGGGCCCGUUGGCUGUGGUUUCCUCCAGCCUGCUGGCUGGCCACUGAUCCCUCCGGAUGAGCUGAGCGGCCGGCCUGACACAUCUGCCUAACGCAGACUUCCCAUAAUCCUCCUGGAUUACCACUCCGGGCCGUAAUGCCCCUGGGAGCCUGCCUGACGUUACGUAACAGGAGUGCUGAGGACACCACAGGCCGCUACAGUGUGUGCGUGCGUGCAUGAGUGUGUGUGAGUGUGUUGGCAAGGGAUGUUAGACGUUGAUCCCCCUGCCUGCUCUCUAUCCUCUCUCCUCUCCCCAUUGGUCCUUUCACAGGAAGUUGCCAAUAUCCUGUUUUAGGCACGGUCCCAUAGUGGUUGCUAUGCAACCAGGGCACUGUGAAAUCGUCAGAUCACCGCACUUUAAUAAAAUCGUGCAUGCACAGCAAGGAAAUGAAACAGCAAUAAUAAUUUCAUAAUAACUUAGGUAUUGCAUUUUAUUUAUUCGUUUAUGGCUGUAAUUUUCUUUUCUUGGCUCAAACGUCACCAUUUCUGAUGGCAUCUGUCAUCUGAAGAGCUUUGAUGUGAUUCAGUGAGAAAGCUGGCAGAAUGAGAGUCAGUGGUUUCAUCCCAAAUGGCACCCUAUUCCCUAUAUACAGCUGUAGGAUCUUAAUUUGAUCACUCCUUUAGUGCUGAGAAUUUUCAUGCACCACAGGAAAUGCAGAUAAGACUUCACUGAAAACCCGCACUAAAACACGGUUAUAUUAAUAGUAUUGCACUUUUCAUGUAGCCUCAUUUUGUCCAGCAAAUUUUUGCCUAACCACCAAUCAAGCAACAUUAUGGACUAAACGUUCAAACCCUGUUGCUGCAGGAUUAUUUUGCUGUGAGAAAACUGGUCAAAUUAAGAUCCUACAAAAAAAGCAGCAGCUUGAAGAGACGUGAUGGGUGAUAUCUUUUCCCUGACUCAUCUGUUGUCCUGGCACAUACUGUACCACCAUAGUGAGCCAACACUGUUCUCAUCAUCACUUGUAUUAUUCAGUGUUUUUUGUCUUUCAAGUUACCUGUCACAACUAGAACAAAGGGUUAUCUCUGCUGUGAGGCAGGAGCUGCAGGAUAUAAUUGUACUGUGUUGUAUUGUAUUGAUUUUGUACUGCAGACUCUUGGGUGGGAAGUUGCGGUGUGCUCCUGGGCUCAUGGUUGUAUUGUGUGUGGACUAAGUUCAACUCUGAGCGAUAACCACGCUACAGUACACUUUGAUUGAGAAUGCAGUAUAUGAUAUACGGUUCUGAUGUUGUACAGUGCACUCCAGGAGGCCCAUAAAUCCACAGCAUAUACAAUUCUACAAUAUAAUCGCUGUUUCCUGUCUCCCCAGGAGAUCACCACCCUCCUACCCUUCUCCAGACUCUCACUGGAUGACUUCCCAGAGAGCAGCGAGAUCGGAGGGGACCUUAGCGACUACAUCCAACACCGUGUCAUCGUCAGCCCCGAGAUUGCCGCCAACGUCACCACGCCCAACGGCACCAUCCCCGACCCCCUCCUCCUCAGCAAGUUCAACACCCACCUGGCCUCUCGCAGCCAGGGCUCCUUCCUCUACAUCAAACUGACCCUGGACCUGUUCCAGAGGGCCCACCUGGUCCUCAAGGGAGGCAACUACAUGGUAGUGCCCGUCUCUCUGGCUGAGGUGACUGAAUUAAUUAAUUUUAUUUGACAAAUGUUUGGCAAAUGUAAAAUACAUGUAGGGCCGGUUUCCCAGACACAGAUUAAGUCUAGUCCUAGACUAAAAAGCAUGGUCAGUAGAGAAUCUCCAUUGAAAUAGUUUUUUAAUCUGUGCCUGGGAUACCGGCCCAUAGAGUUGCUCUAGCCAUGGGAGUACAACACACAUCAAAAAUAGUUGAGAAUUAAAAACACAAUCAAGUCAACAGACUUAUUUCCAUUGUGGGCCUCUUCAUCAUCAGGUGUACCUGCUGCAGUGCCAUGCGGGGUUCGAAGGGGACCAAACCUUUGAGCGGGUGCUGCCCGUACUCAACGUGGUGCUGGCCUCGUUACACCCGCUGACGGACGAGCAGCUGUUCCGGGCGCUGAAUGCUGGGGGUGUCAGAGGAGAGAUGUCCUGGGAGGACUUCCAACAACGCCUGGAGACCCUGGCCUGCGUCCUGGUGAGGAGAUAAUAUGUGAAAGACUAUUGAGAUACGGCCAUACGUUGUUAGCUAGAUCAGGAAGUAGGCCAGGAAGUAGGAUACAAUCAUUGCAUUGAGUUACGUUCACUCUGUGGGAGUUGCACUUGGCUCCCAGUGAUGAUAUAGUAACUACCUCAGAAACAUGUAGAUUUAUGACAACAACGCUGUCUAAUCUUGUGUCAUGUCCCUCUAGCUGAGGCGCAGGGACGGCACCCGCAUGCUCUUCCAUCCCUCCUUUAGAGAGUGGCUAGUGUGGAGGGCGGACGGAGAGAGCACCGACUUCCUCUGUGACCCCAGGAGUGGCCAUGCUCUGUUGGCCUUCAUGUUCUCCAGACAGGAGGGCAAGCUGAACCGACAGCAGACCAUGGAGCUGGGACAUCAUAUCCUGAAAGCACACAUCUUCAAGGUACCAGCUAGUAUGUCUGAAUGGACUACUAAUGGGAUGUUAAAAUAUUACAGGACAGUAGCCUGUCUCGCCUUCCUCUUCCCCUCAUACACUGGGGGAGGUCGAUGGUGCGUUAUGGAAGUAUUAAACCAGUCUCUCUCUCUCCCUGUCUCUGGCUCCCUCUCUCUCAGGGUCAGAGUAAGAGGACGGGUGUGUCCUCCAGUGUUCUGCAGGCUCUGUGGGUGAGCUGUAGCACAGACAGCCUCUCUGCCGCCCUGGCCUCCCUCAGAAACCUCUACACACCCAACGUCAAGGUGAGACACACACACCCACCUCUGCACACCCAAUAUAAAGGUGAGAGACUCACACGCAUGCACGCACGUACACAUACGCACACCUUUAAAAAUUUUUGUACCUACAGGUGAGUCGUCUGCUGAUGCUGGGCGGGGCGAGUGUGAGCGGGCGUUCCGAGGUGCUCGGCCGUUCCCCUGUGCUGGGUGUGCACGCCCACCUGGGUCACCUUGAGAUGGUGUCCCUGCUGCUGGAGAUGGGGGCGCCCAUAGACGGCACCUCGGACAGCGGCAUGACCCCCCUCUGUCUGGCCGCCGCAGCAGGACACACAGGACUGGUCAGCCUGCUCUGUAAGAAGGGAGCCAAGGUCAGUGGUCAGUUGUUAGUCCCACGCCGUUAUCUCAACUUGUUGACAAUUCAACCAAAUAGACAAUCAAAUUGGAAGUUGAUCUGCUGUUGUUGUUGCCCAGCUUCACUGUUUCAUAAGUUAUAACUUAUAGUCAUGUAUCAUCAUUAUUUGCUUCUGUUUGCUCUUUGGGGUUUAGGCUAGGUUACGGUAAAUAUGUUUGUGACAACUGUUGAUGUUGAAAGGGCUGUAUAAAUACAUUAGAUGAAUUGAUUGAUUGAUCAGUGUUUCUCCCUCUAGGUAGGCCAUGUAGAUAAGAGUGGUCAGUGUGCCCUGGUCCAUGCUGGUUUGAGGGGCCACCCAGACAUCAUCCACUACCUGCUGAGCCAGGACUGGGGCCCCACAGAGGCCCCUGAGGGCCAACAGCAGCACGGUGUGAAGAGCAGUGUGAAGGGCCAAGUCCUACAACAGGCCCUGACCGCCACCUGCAGCAUGGGACACACGCACGUAGGCUACUGCAUACACACACUCACGAACACACACACUGUACGCUCUCUUCAGAUUCAACCUUUGUGGAUUGCUUAUAAUAGUUAGCGUGUAUAAUUAUUGUGCAUAAUAUUGUCUCAUUGUCAGGUUGUGAAGAGCUUACUGGAGCUGAAAGAUGAAGAUUUGGCUGUGCAGAUAGAUGCUCCCGACACUCUCUGGGGAGAGACUGGUACAGUGCACUUUACCUUUGUCUAUAUAAUAAUGUUUAUAUUAUUUCCUCAUACUCUUUUUAAUCUAGCUUGUUUUCGCUGCCUCUCCAAAGGUGGUGGUUAGCGUUUGUUUUACCAGCAGAGAUCAUUUGUUGUUUAUUCACUUCCUAGUGAGCUUCUCAGGUCUCCACUUGCCCACUGUACAUUUACUGUUUACUGUAGCAUAGGAUGCAAGCGAAGUGAUAUUGAGCCCAGGUGCUUGUUCUGGACUCAUAGAUGUAGGUGAGCUCACUGGGGAAGAGAGGCUUGAAGAGUGUACAGUACUUGAGCUACUUUUAACCAAUACUUAAGAUGGCAGGUUACACUGACUGACUCUGCUGAAGAUUUAAGCGGCGGAGGUGUUAACAGUUUGAGCAAGGCACCUAACCUUAAUUACUCCUGUAAGUCGCUCUGGAUAAGAGCGUCUGUGAAAUGACUAAAAUAUAAAAGAAAAGUCUGGUGUUAUUAGAUGAUGAAACUCUUACAAAGAAGCUGGUGUAGAUAUCAGAAGGUAUUACCUCCAUCUCCUAAAAGGAUGUUCAACCUGGCUUGAUUCUUAUAUCCAUUAUACUCUAAUACAAUCAUUGGUGUUUCUGUGGCUCUCAGUAAAUACAUAGGCUGGGGGAUAGACAGCACUCAACCACUGCCAAUUGGAAGCAUACAUACAAUUGCUGGCUACUGGUACCAACAUUUGGAAGUCAAUCCUGAAUGAAAAUAACCUGGCAGAUGCAAAUAUAGAAUACAAAAUAGGCUAUUUAGAGGUAAAUUGAAGGAAAUCAUGGAUUUAGGUUGAUUACAGAGACCUGACUAGGUGAUAAAAUAAACAAUAGUGAAAUGUCAAUGGCCUUUGUUUGUUUUAUUGUUUGGGUUUACCAUUCAGUCUAGGAUUUGUUUCAUUUUAUAAAUAUUUCUUUCACAUCGACAAAUCCUUCCAUGGUAGAGAAUCUUGAUAAUCUACUGUAUGCUGAAUGAUUUUCACUUCCAAUCUAUUCGGUGAAAGAAAUCCUUGAGUACUUCUGCCUGUGAAAUUGUCCUCUCUCUAUGCAAAUGUGUUCCCGUGCCUGGUGGCUUCUCAUUAGUGGAGAAGAAUUAAGUUAUUCUCCCUGGAGGGCAGGCUACUGUCUGUCUGUCUGUCUGUCUGUGUCUACCUCCUCUGUGGGUGAGACACCAAAGGUUUACUGUACGUGAAUUAAAUAACAUGGAGCAGAUAAAUUAUCGUAUCUGUUGCUGCUGUGUGUCUGUCAUCAAGGUCACUGACAUACGUGAGAGUUGUCAGAAGUAGUAUUUAUAACUGUAGGGAAGUACUUGAUAGAACUGGAUAGCAUCAAUGGAUCAUGUUUUUAAUCUUGUUGGUGAACUAGCUGUAGGAGCCAUUCAACUCAUUGGCCCCAUUCAACCCAUUCAACUCAUUGGCCCCAUUCAACCCAUUCAACUCAUUGGUCUUUAUUCAAAAAGUAUAUUUUCAAUAUGAAAACCUCCCUUUUGGAUCAAAACAUUUGAUUCCACAAUCAAGGCCCCAGCGAGAAUUGAACUCGCGACCCCUGGUUUACAAGACCAGUGCUCUAACCACUGAGCUAUGGAGCCUUACCUACUCACACCUUAUGGCAACAGGAUAUUUACAUAUCACACCCAGCUUACUCAAAAACAGACAGAAGACCACACCCAGAGACAUAUUUCUAAAUAUAUGGCUCUGGCCACACCUAAUGUGACAUCACUGACUCUACCACACAGCUGUUGGUUGGGGCGGUCUGGCAAACCAGCUGAACAGUGCUGUUGGCAUGAGUCCUCUCAUGUCUGGGAUUUAACCCCAAAGCCACAGACUCCUUGUCUGGUUAAAGCAACUGACUCUGACUGACAGCUCUCCUCUCACUGUGCAUGUAGUCUGCAGGUCAGCCAGGUUAACAGACUCACAUUUCUCUAAACUCUCGUCAGAUAUUUGACAUUGACAACAGAAGCACAGCUGUUCAGGCAUGAAUCCGCAAUUGUGUAUUGAUUCAUGAGUCAGUGAUGCACGUCUGCCUUAUCUCAGAUUGAGAAGUGUGGAGUCACAAGAGAGUCUUCCAAAAUGUAAUAUCAUAGCCACAAUAUUUUUUUAAUUAUGAAAGUAUUUCGUUAUCUCAACUUUUUUGCUCUGGUGUGAAGGGAAAUUAGAUAAGGGAAAUGAAAUGAGUGAGGUGAUUUGUAAUUGCGUAUGUGCUCAUGUGGAACCAUCGGUGGGACAGAUGGGGAGGGCGUACCCUACACUGCUCCCACAGAUGUCAGUCAUGUCAUCAUUCCCUCUCCACUGGCUUCCAGAACCAGAUGGGUGAUGUCACCUCUCCUGUGAGUAUUUCAUCAUCCUAGCCAAGGUGAAGCAGGAGGCUGCGUCAAAUAAAAUAAAAUACAAUUUCAUUGGUCGCUUACACAUAUUUAACACAUAUUGAACACACAGUGAAAUGCUUGUGUUUCUAGCUCCACAGUGCAGUAAUACCUAACAAUACAAAACAAUAUACACAAAUCCAACAAAUACAAAUAAAGGAAUUAAGAAAUAACAGGACGAGCAAUGUCAGUCCAGAUUAUAAAUAUAUAUGUCUAUGAUGGUGUGAAUAGACGUUAUGGACAGUAUAUGAAUAGAAAAGGUGUGUACAGCAGUAGUUAUACAGAAUGAGCCAUGACUAGAAUACAGUAUAUACAUAUAAAGUUUGUAAAACUGUAUUUAAACAUUAUUAAAGUGACCAGUGUUCAAUGACAAUGUACAUAGGGCAGCAGGCUCUAAGGUUCAGGGUAGAGUACCGGGUGGCAUCCGGCUAGUAACAGUCACUAAGGUUCAGGGCAGGGUACUGGGCGGAGGCCGGCUAGUGGUGACUGUUUAACAGUCUGAUGGCCUGGAGAUUGAAGCUGUUUGUCAGUCUCUCGGUCCCAGCUUUGAUGGACCUGUACCUUCUCUGCCUUCUAGAUGGUAGCGGGGUGAACAGGCCUUGGCUCAGGUGGCUGAGGUCCUUGAUGAUUUUCUUGGCCUUCCUGGGACCGCAUUAGUACCUGUCUGAUCUCAGCUUCCCUGGUCUGCACUGUCUGGGUGUGUCCCAAAUGGCACCCUAUUCCCUAUAUAGUGCACUACUUUUGACAAGAACACUAUGGGCUUUGGUCAAAAGUAGUGCACUAAUUAGGGAGUAGGGUACCUUUUGGGAGGUAAAUACUGUCUGGAUGGAUGCUCCAUACCCAGGACUAGAUGGCUGGUUGGGCCAGCUGUUGCCAAUACCCAUCAAAUCUGUCUCUCUCUCUGCCAGGCCAGCUGUAAGACUUUUGACAGCCUCAGCUAAGACCCUGCUUCUCUAGAGAGUAUAGGGAGAUAUGGGCCCACUGAAGUCUGGCCAGUCUAAAAAUAGUAUUUGAAAGUCAUACUCAGUGACGUUUUCUGUUCACAGUGUACUGCAGCUCACAUUGCAUGUGUUGCCAAUAUUAUACUCUCGUUCAGUUCUUACUCUCUCUAAUCUUGCUGUGUGUCCUUUAAUUGUUCAACAGUAGUGCUAAACUACUAGAGUGAAGUACAUUAGAACUGUCUCCAAACAAUCAAUAACACAAAAACAAAGAUUACUUUAAUUCAGAGCACAGUGGUAAAGUAGGUAGUUGACCACUGUUCUGGGUCUCUCUCUCUCUCUCAGCUCUGAGUGCGGCUGCGGGCCGGGGCAGGACAGAGACAUGUGUUUACCUGCUGGAGAGGGGUGCAGGGGCGGAGCAGCCCAACCGUAGGGGGGUGGUCCCACUCUUCAGCUGCAUCAGGCAUGGACACCCCCAGGUGAGAAUCAUUCUGAUGAGUCUUUCUGUUAGACUUCUAAUUUGCCACCACUGAUGGCCUCUGUGUCUCUCUGUGUGUCUCUCUGUGUGUCUCUCUGUGUGUCUCUCUGUGUGUCUCUCUGUGUGUCUCUCUGUGUGUCUCUCUGUGUGUCUCUCUCUCUCUCUCUCUCUCUCUCUCUCUCUCUCUCUCUCUCUCUCUCUCUCUCUCUCUCUCUCUCUCUCUCUCUCUCUCUCUCUCUCUCUCAGGUAGCAGAGCUGUUGCUGCAGCGCGGUGUGGACAUUAACACCAUCGAUAAGCAGAGCCGCAGUCUGCUGAUGGUGGCAGCCAGCGAGGGCCACCUCAGCACUGCUGACUUCCUGCUGACAAAGGGUGAGAGGUCAAGAGUCAGGGUCACAUCAUGGUACAUGGUAAUUCUCACUGCACUAAGGGGGAAAGAGUGUCAUUUAAGAUAUUUUUUUGUAUUUUGGAGAUAUACAGUAUACACUUAGUGGCCAGUUUAUUAGGUACACCACCCCGUUCACGAAAAUGGUUCGCUCCUACAGACAGUGAGUCACGUGGCCGUGGCUUGCUAUAUAGACAGGCAUCGAGGCAUUCAGUUAUGGUUCGAUUGAACGUUAGAAUGGGCAAAACUAGUGACCUAUGUGACUUUGAGCAUACUAUGAUCGACGGUGCCAGGCGCACCGGUUCCAGUAUCUCAGAAACGGCGGGCCUCUUGGGAUUUUCACGCACGACAGUGUCUAGGGUUUACCGAGAAUGGUGCGACAAACAAAAAACAUCCAGUCAGCGGCAGUCCUGUGGGCAAAAACAGCUCGUCGAUGAGAGGUCGAACGAGAAUGACAAGAAUCGUGCAAGCUAACAGGCGGGCCACAAACAGGCAAAUAGUGGCGCAGUACAACAGUGGUGUGCAGAACGACAUCUUGGAAGGCACAACUCGUCAGUCCUUGUCACGGAUGGGCUAUUGCAGCAUAUGACCAAACCGGGUUCCACUCCUAUCUGCUAAAAACAAGAAGAAGCGGCUGGACAAUUGAGGAGUGGAACAACAUUGCCUGGUCCGACAAAUCCCGGUUUCCGGUGCGUCAUGCUGAUGGCAGAGUCAGGAUUUGUCGUAAGCAGCAUGAGUCCAUGACCCCAUCCUGCCUGGUGUCAACAGUACAGGCUGGUGGCGGUGGUGUAAUGGUGUGGUGAAUGUUUUCCUGGUACACGUUAGGUCCCUUGAUACUAAUUGAGCAACGUUUCCAUGCCCUGAAGAAUUCAGGCUGUUCUGGAGGCAAAGGGGGGUCAGCCACAGUAUGUGGUCCUCUGUAGCUCAGCUGGUAGAGCACGGUGCUUGUAACGCCAAGGUAGUGGGUUCGAUCCCCGGGACCACCCAUGCACGCAUGACUGUAAGUCGCUUUGGAUAAAAGCGUCUGCUAAAUGGCAUAUUAUUAUUUAAUAUUAUUAGAUGGGUGUACCUAAUAAACUGGCCACUGAGUGUAUGUCAGACUCAGUUGCAGUGGAGCGAGCAUGUUAUUUUUGAUCUGGUUCCAGGCGCCUCUUUAGCCUCUGUGGAUAAGGAGGGCCAGACAGCUCUGAGCUGGGCGUGUCUGAAGGGUCAGAAGGCCAUGGUGCAGCUCCUGGUGGAGAGGGGGGCAGAGAUAGACCACCCUGACAGGAACGGACGUACCCCUCUCGACCUGGCAGCAUUCAACGGUGACGCAGAGACGGUGCGGUUCUUUCUAAUAAUGCAAACUGGAGAAAAAAUUGAUACACAGACAUCAUUCUGAUUUUGCUGCCACUGUCCUAGAUUGUCUAAAACUGGCCUAGAUUGUAGAUUUUUUUAAACACAGUACUGAAUUUGCAAAAUUCCCUCCAGCAGCUUUGUCCUUUUAAAAUGCUGUUUGUUUUGUCGUGUCCUCUACAACCACAGGUUCAGUACCUGGUGGAGAAGGGUGCAGUUGUGGAACAUGUGGACCACAGUGGGGUGAAGCCUCUGGAGAGGGCUGUGGGCUGUAGGAACACUGCUGUAGUAGUGACCUUACUGAAGAAAGGGGCCAAGCUGGGUGAGUUGAGUUGACCUGAUCUGUCAGUGUUAAACCUCUGCAGGGUCUUGAGGAAGUUGCUAUCAAAAUAAUGUAUUUCACCCCUCUUUCUCUUCACUGCUUUCUACCUGCUAAAAGGCUACAGAACAUCCCCUUAUGAUCGAUCAGGUACUUUCUUUAGAUACCUUUUACAGCAUUGUGUGUGUGAGUGAGCGUGUUUAACCUGUGUUCUCUUACCACUUGAUCAGGUCAUGCUACGUGGGCGAUGGCCACAUCCAAACCAGACGUCCUCCUCAUCCUCCUACAGAAAGUCAUGGAGGAGGGCAACCUGCUGUAUAAGGUAAGUGUAUGUGUAUGCAUGUCACUGUCUGUCAUGAAAGUGUGUUCAGUUAGAGAAUCUGCUAUCUCCAAAUCAAUGUCUGUAUUCUCUCUCCAUCUCUCCCUCCCCCUCCACCCCCCUCUCUCUCUCUCCAGAAGGGGAGGAUGAAGGAGGCAGCCCAGAGGUAUCAGUCCGCCCUGAGGAAGUUCCCCCGAGACGGCUUCGGAGACGACCUGAAGGGCCUGAAAGAGCUCCGUGUCUCCUUGUACCUCAACCUGUCACGCUGCCGCAGGAAAACCAAUGUGAGACGCACACGCACACACAUUACUCGAUCAGUUAAUAGAAUUGCAGGUAUUAUUAAUAGAAUUGCAGGUAUUAUUAAUAGAAUUGCAGGUAUUACGUCGCCUGAUAUAGCUACACACUACUCGUUUAGCUAUUUUAUAGAAUUUAACAUUGAAUGAAAUCUAGAAUAGUAUAGCAGUAGGUAUAAUGGAUAGAUCUUCAUCUCAGUAGCCUGGAGGAAGUGAUCUAACACACCCUUGUUUUACCAGACAAUAUAAUAACAUUUUAUACUAGAGUGGUGGUGGUCAAAUGGCAUCCUCAGGCAAAUGAGUAAUGGAAGAAUGCUAUGAUGUGAUACGGUCAUCCUCUCCCAUAUACUGGAGUAAUCACUCACUCACACACACACGGAAAGAAGGGAUCCUCCCUCUGUUGUUGCUGGUGGGUAUUGGGUCAGGGGGAAGAGAGAGAGCUGGCUAGGCACACAUAUCAUCCAUAUUUCAUCAUGCUGCAGGUGAAUAGAACAGGAGGGGAGUGGGACUACAGAGGCCGUAAAUACUGUCAUUAAACAUUGAACAGUUAUUCAGAGCUGUUAAUUUCAAGGCUGUAGUGUAAUGCCGACCGCCAUCUCAAGAACGGAAUCACACUGUGGUUUGCUUGAUUAAAUAUUCACCUGAGAGGAAUGAGGGAAGCAGGGAAACUCAUUUAAAAACAAGCCAACUGCAUACUCUCUAGGCAUACCAGAGAUGGAUGGAUACACUGUGCACGCAGGCAUGCACACACACACACACUGUACACACACAGACAUAUUGUACACGCACGCACACAAGGGCCACUAGAGGUGUUUAUGAAAUCACCAUUAAAGGCCCAGCUCAGUCAAAAACAUGAUUUCCCUGUGUUUUAUAUAUAUUUCCACACUAUGAGGUUGGAAUAAUACUGUGAAAUUAUAAUGCACUUUUAUUGUAAGAGCUGUUUGAUGGUAGAUUAGUUAAUAGACCAAUAAGAGAGUUCCAAAGCGCUCUGUCAAUAACAGCUAUUUUUCAGUUUUCCCCUCUACACUCAGACCACUCCUAGACAGUCCUAGCAAAAUGAUUGCUUGAGAAAUUGCUCUUUGCUAAGAAGCCAUUUUAGUUUCUCAUUUAAAAAAUGUUUAUGAAAACAAUGACAGGAAGGUACUUAAUUGUUACCCAGAAAUGAUUUUAUAUUGAGCAUUGUACCUGUAAGAGUCAAUAGUUAUAAUUUCCGACAACUAAUUGAAGGAGUUAUUUUUUUUUUACGGGUUGGAGAGAAGCUAUGAGCACCCGUCUGGAGAAUCCAUUAAGACACUGGGAGAGAAAGCUGCUCUGCUUUGAGCUGCACACAGAUUAAUAAUUCUCCAGUUAAACAACGCUGAAUUCCUCAUUCCAGUCACUUACAGUAAUUGCAAAGUGUGGCGCUGUAUAGACUACCCGCUGGAUUCACACUGCACUCAUUAACACUCACAAACACAUUACCCUGGCUAAUGACCUUAAGACGUUGGUUUUGGGUUCUCCGUGAGAAAUUCAGAGUGGACAGAAUUUAACAGUAAACAUUCAUAAUUCACAGUUGGGUUUCUGUCCUCUUUUUCUCAACAGGACUUUGGAAUAGCGGAGGAGUUUGCCACCAAAGCCCUGGAACUGAAACCCAAGUCUUAUGAGGCGUUCUACACCAGAGCACGAGCCAAGAGGAGCAGCAGGUUAGUACAGACCACUUCUCAGUUAAUACUGAUAUAAAGAGAGGGACUACAAUGUACGGGAACAGUUUUGUCACCUCACACUAUGUUCACCUCAUGUGUCCAUCCAGGCAGUAUGCGGCGGCGAUAGCCGACCUCCACGAGGCGUCUCGGCUCUGCCCCACCAACCGUGAGAUCCGCCGUCUGCUGACGCGUGUGGAGGACGAGUGUCAACAACAACAGCAGCAGUCCCCCAACACACCACAGGGCCCCCAAGCAGCACACAGUCAGACUCCCGACGACCUCACAGAGAGGAGCCAGGACACAGAGAGGAGUUCUGAUACACAGAGCCAGGAUGAACUAGAUGAUGAUUAUGAAGAGAUAGGGGGAAAGGAAGAGCCCUCACAGAACCCCUAUGGGCCCAACAGGCCCAGGAACCCCUAUGGACCCAACAGGGCUCUCCCACCAGUACCAGGCGCGGUGGGCUUAGCUCCCCAGGACCCCAGGCCUGGUUCCCCCCCGGAUGGGUCCACACAGGCCCACCUGUCUCUGGACAAGCAGGGCCCUGUCCUACAGGAUCCUAGACAGAACCAAAGCAUCAAGACCAAGCAGCAGCAGCACUGUAACUCCCUGCAGGUAGGGGGCAGACCAGGGGGCAGGCCUAUGUCUCUGUGUGGCCCCUCCAGCCCCCUGCCAGGCAGACACAUCUCCACCUCCCUGAGACCCAGCCCUGGCCUGGGCAUCGACAUCAGCCCUCUGCCCUCCUCUUCCACAGACCACCACCCGGGGCUCACCCCUGCCAACCACCACCACUCCUCCUCCUCCUCCUCAUCUGUCCAGCCCUUCCAGGGCCACUCCUCCAGCCUGGCUAGGGGAACAGACAGGCUCUCAGCCCACCCCGGCACCACGCUGGACGGCCAGGCUGGGUCCCUCACCCCUGGGGUUGGUAAGGAGGUAAGGAGGGAGGGUGCUGGGGGGUGGGCUGGCCCCGGUCUGCGUUCUGGUGGUCAGACGGGCAGUAUGAGGGCCUCCAGCUCUAGCAGUAGCCUAGCCUCCAGCGGGACCCUGUCAGACAGCGGCAGGACCCAGGUGCCUCAGGGGCCCGACGUGCCUCGCCCCAAACCGGCUAAACCAGAGCUCAAGCCUCGGCCCUUCAUGGGGGUGAAGGACAAGGCAGUGCGUGUCCAGGGGCAGCCCCCACCUGGACUGGGCUGGCAAGGUCAGCCUCACUCCCAGCCACUCUCCCCUGGAGGUCUAGAGAACCAGCGACACAGCAUGGCCCCUAUGGACAACAUCCAGGGAUUGAAUAAUGAGUUCAAGCAGAGGUCGUCUUACGCUGAGCCACUGCAGAGCCAGGCUCCCCUCCAGGUGCUCAACGGGGCCCAGGCUCAGGCCCAACACCUGGCCCAACAGGCUCAGGCCAAGGCCCUGGCCAGGGAGUUUGGAGACAGGUUCUACCACAGGGAGCCAAGACCAGGUCCAGCUGCAGGCCUACAGCACUCCUCCCAGUUCCCAGACGGGAACCACCGGCAGGCAGGGCUCACCAGAGAUAACCCAGCCAUCCUACCCAUCAAACCUAAACGCUCCUUUAUAGAAUCCAACGUC